Messenger RNA from Leptonychotes weddellii (Weddell seal), 7057 nucleotides. NCBI's taxonomy places the organism in Eukaryota, Metazoa, Chordata, Mammalia, Carnivora, Phocidae. The record is from RefSeq and is a predicted model, not a curated record.
GUAGUGGCCCUGCUUCGGUUGCUCGGCUCCCGGGCGAACAUGGCGGCCUCCGAAUCAGUGCCGGCUGUGAAUCCGGCCACCGCGGAGAGCGAGGAGGAGACGAUUCUCUAUGACCUGUUGAUCAACACCGAGUGGCCCUCGGAGACAGAAGUACAGUCUAGAGGCAACCGAAAACAUGGUGCAUCCUUUAUCGUCACAAAAGUGAUUAGAGAUCGUUUAUUAUUUUUACGCCAAUACAUCUGGUACAGCCCUGUGCCUUUUUUGCUCCCUGAUGGACUGGUUCGCUUGGUUAAUAAACAGAUAAACUGGCAUUUGGUACUUGCAAGCAAUGGAAAACUUUUGGCUGCUGUUCAAGAUCAGUGUGUGGAGAUCAGGUCUGCAAAAGAUGAUUUUACAUCUAUUAUUGGGAAAUGUCAAGUUCCAAAAGACCCGAAACCCCAGUGGAGACGUGUAGCAUGGAGUUAUGAUUGUACCCUGCUGGCCUAUGCUGAAAGUACAGGAACCGUGAGGGUGUUUGAUCUCAUGGGAAGUGAACUCUUUGUUAUUACCCCGGCAUCCAGUUUAGCCGGUGAUUUGAGCUAUGCCAUUGCUGGGUUGAUAUUUUUAGAAUAUAAAGCCAGCGCACAGUGGUCUGCAGAACUCCUGGUCAUCAAUUACCGAGGAGAACUGAAAAGUUACCUUGUAAGUGUUGGAACAAAUCAGAGCUAUCAAGAGAGUCACUGUUUCAGCUUCAGUAGUCGUUAUCCUCAUGGAAUCAGCACAGCUAUUUACCAUCCUGGUCACAGACUUUUGCUGGUUGGUGGAUGUGAAACUGCUGAGGUGGGCAUAUCAAAAGCUUCUCGCUAUGGCCUGUCUGCCUGGAGAGUUCUUUCGGGAUCGCCUUAUUAUAAGCAGGUUACUAAUGGUGGAGACCGGGUCACUGCAGUACCAAAGACAUUGGGAUUAUUAAGGAUGUUAAGUGUCAAGUUUUAUAGUCGCCCGGGACAACAACAGGAUGGCAUCUUUAAGAUGAGCCUUUCUCCAGAUGGGACCCUCCUUGCUGCCAUUCACUUCUCAGGGAAACUAAGCAUCUGGGCCAUUCCAUCUCUGAAGCAGCAAGGGGAAUGGAAUCAAAAUGAGCAGCCAGGCUAUGACGAACUUAAUCCUGAUUGGAGACUCUCUAUUGAGAAGAGAAAAAAAAUCAAAGAUAAAGAGUCCUUUUACCCAUUGAUAGAUGUAAAUUGGUGGGCAGCCAACGCCGUGACUCUGGCUCGUUGCUCGGGUGCUUUGACUGUUUCAUCAGUGAAAACUUUGAAGAAUUUACUGGGAAAAUCCUGUGAGUGGUUCGAACCGUCACCUCAAGUCACUGCUACCCAUGAUGGAGGAUUUUUAAGUUUGGAGUGUGAGAUUAAACUUACCCCCAAACGAUCUCGUUUGGAGACUCGGGGUGGAGAUGAAGAAGAAGGGGAAGAGGAUUCUGAUUCUGAUCAGGAGGUGUCUGCCAAGGCUCGCUACUUUGGCUACAUAAAACAGGGCCUAUAUCUGGUGACGGAAAUGGAGCGAUUCGCACCCCCACGGAAACGCCCGCGAGCCAUUACUAAAAACUACCGCCUCGUGAGUUUGCGCUCCACGACUCCGGAGGAGCUUUAUCAGAGAAAGAUUGAAAGUGAAGAGUAUGAGGAAGCCUUGUCUCUAGCUCAGACCUACGGCCUGGAUACGGAUCUAGUGUAUCAGCGGCAGUGGAGGAAGUCCGCCGUCAACAUUGCUUCAAUCCAGAAUUACUUGAGCAAAAUAAAGAAACGAUCCUGGGUUCUUCAUGAGUGUUUGGAAAGAGUUCCCGAAAAUGUGGAUGCUGCGAAGGAACUGCUUCAGUAUGGAUUGAAAGGCACAGACCUGGAGACUCUGGUAGCAAUAGGGAAAGGAACGCACGAUGGCAGAUUCACAUUACCUGGUGAAGUCGACAUUGACAGUAUCCCCUAUGAGGAGCUUUCACCACCCGAUGAAGAGCCUGCCGAGAAUAAAAAGGAGAAGAAGAUCAAGAAGAGACGGGAACUACUUAAAUUAGUGAACUUUGCAAAGUUAACACUGGAACAAAAGGAACUUUGCCGUUGUAGACUGAAAUUAUUAACCUACUUAGAUCGGCUUGCAACAUACGAGGAAAUCCUAGGAGUGCCUCAUGCAUCUGAACAGAGAUACGAUGCUGAAUUCUUUAAGAAGUUCAGAAAUCAGAAUAUUGUUCUCUCAGCAAGAACUUAUGCUCGGGAAAGUAACGUACAAGCCCUAGAAAUACUGCUCACUUAUCAUGGAUCAGAUCUGCUUCCUCAUCGUCUUGCAAUUCUCUCCAACUUCCCAGAGACCACUUCUCCACAUGAAUAUUCUGUUUUGCUGCCUGAAGCUUGGUAUCAUUCCAGUCCGUUACCAAUUGUUCCUUUUGUGCUUUGCAGAGCGGUGGUCGAGCCGAGUCUCCAAGAUGAAAGCGAGUUCUUAUACGCCGCCCAGCCCGUGUUACUGAGGUACAGGACAUCGGAGCUUACAGUAGAGAAGGUUAUGGACUGGUAUCAGACCAGAGCACAGGAAAUAGAGCAUUAUGCCCGACAGGUCGACUGCGCGUUGUCACUCAUUCGACUUGGAAUGGAGCGGAACAUUCCCGGUUUGCUGGCUCUUUGUGAUAAUUUGGUUACUCUGGAAGCUUUGGUUUAUGAAGCCGGGUGUGAUUUAACCCUAACCUUGAAAGAACUCCAGCAGAUGAAAGACAUUGAAAAACUAAGACUACUGAUGAAUAGUUGUUCUGAGGACAAAUAUGUGACAAGUGCCUACCAGUGGAUGGUUCCCUUUCUUCAUCGUUGUGAGAAACAGUCUCCUGGUGUGGCUAAUGAGCUAUUAAAGGAAUAUUUAGUAACGUUAGCUAAAGGGGACUUAAAAUUUCCCCUGAAGAUAUUUCAGCAUUCCAAACCAGAUCUGCAGCAAAAAAUUAUUCCUGAUCAGGACCACCUGAUGGCAGUAGCUCUGGGGUGCAUCUACAACUGUGAACGAAAUGACCAGCUGUCUCUUUGCUAUGACAUUUUAGAAUGUCUUCCACAAAGAGGAUACAGUCAUAAAACAGAGGUAACAAAUGCUCUUCAUGACAUGGUAGACCAACUGGAACAAAUUCUCAGUGUGUCGGAACUCUUGGAGAAACAUGGACUUGAGAAACCAGUUUCGUUUGUUAAGAACACUCAGUCUAGCUCAGAAGAGGCACGCAAGCUGAUGGUUAGGUUGACCAGGCACACUGGUCGGAAGGAGCCUCCUGUCAGUGAGUCUCAUUGGAGAAUGUUGCUGCAAGACAUGUUAACUAUGCAGCAGAAUGUUUACACCUGUCUGGAUUCUGAUGCUUGCUAUGAGAUAUUUACAGAAAGCCUUUUGUGUUCCAGUCGCCUUGAAAAUAUCCACUUAGCUGGGCAGAUGAUGCACUGCAGCGCCUGUUCAAUAAACCCACCAGCUAGUGUAGCCCAUAAAGGGAAAACCCAGUACAGGGUCAGUUAUGAAAGAAGUAUUGACUUGGUUUUGGCUGCCAGCAGAGAGUACUUUAAUUCAUCUACCAACCUCACUGAUAGCUGCAUGGAUCUGGCCAGGUGGAGUGAAGACCCAGAAGAAAGGCGUGGACAGGUUCUGAUCCUUCUAGUAGAGCAAGCACUUCGUUUCCAUGACUACAAAGCAGCCAGUGUGCAUUGUCAGGAGCUGAUGGCCACAGGUUAUUCUAAGAGUUGGGAUGUUUGUAGCCAGUUAGGACAAUCAGAAAGUUACCAGGACUUGGCCACUCGUCAGGAGCUCAUGGCUUUUGCUUUGACACACUGCCCUCCUAGCAGCAUUGAACUACUUUUGGCAGCUAGCAGCUCACUGCAGACAGAAAUUCUUUAUCAAAAAGUGAAUUUCCAGAUCCACCCAGAAGGAGGGGAGAGUAUCAGUGUCUCACCAUUAAUUAGUAAAGUGCAACAAGAGGGCGAAGUCGGUGUUCCUGGCAGCAACUCCGACCUCUUCGGCUGGAGCACCGCUGCGACCAGGAAGGUCCUGUCCAGCACCACGACCACCACCAAGGCCGUGCUGCAGGCGGUCAGUGACGGGCAGUGGUGGAAGAAGUCCUUAACUUACCUCCGACCGCUUCACGGGCAAGAAUUCGGUGGUGCUUAUCAAAUUGGAACCAUAGCCAAUGAAGGUCUAGAAAAACAAGGCUGUCAUCCUUUUUAUGAAUCUGUCCUCUCCGAUCCCUUUGUCACAGAGUCUGCAGUGACCUAUGACCCCCACCAGCAUGUUCCAGUGGAAAGCUUUGCAGAGGUAUUGCUAAGAACUGGGAAGCUGGCCGAGACCAAAACUGAAGGGGAAGAGGUAUUUCCAACAACAGAAGUUCUCUUGCGGCUGGCAAGCGAUGCUUUACCAAAUGACAUGACCUUGGCUCUUGCUUAUCUCCUUGCCUUACCACAGGUGUUAGAUGCUAACAGGUGCUUUGAAAAGCAGGCCCACUCUGCUUUAUCUCUCCAGCUAGCAGCCUAUUACUACAGCCUCCAGAUCUAUGCCCGCUUGGCUCCAUGUUUCAGGGACAAGUGCCAUCCUCUUUACAGGGCUGACCCCAAAGGGCUAAUCAAGAUGGUCACCAGGCAUGUGACUCGAUACGGACAUGAAGCCUGGCCAGAGGACCUGGUCUCACUGACCAAGCAGUUGCACUACUACAACGAACGUCUCUUGGAUUUCACUCAGGCUCAGAUCCUUCAGGGCCUUCGGAAGGGUGUGGAUGUGCAGCGUUUUACUGCCGACGACCAGUACAAAAGGGAAACUAUCCUUGGUUUAGCAGAAACACUCGAGGAGAACGUCUACAGCGUCGCUCUUUCUCUGGCGCAGCGUUACAGUGUCUCCCGUUGGGAGGUUCUUAUGACCCAUUUGGAGUUCCUGUUCACCGACAGCGGUUUGUCCACAGUAGAAAUUGAAAAUCGAGCCCAAGUCCUUCAUCUCUUUGAGACUUUGAGGACUGAUCCAGAAGCCUUUCACAAGCACAUGGUCAAGUAUAUUUACCCCACGAUUGGUGGCUUUGAUCACGAAAGGUUGCUGUAUUAUUUCUCUCUCCUGGAAAGCUGCGGCUGUGCGGAUUUGGGGAAAUAUGCCAUUAAACCAGAAACCCACAUUCGGCUGCUGAAGAAAUUUAAGGUAGUUGCUUCAGGUCUUAAUUACAAAAAGCUGACAGAUGAAAACAUGAAUCCUCUGGAAGCACUGGAGCCUGUUCUUUCAAGUCAAAAUAUCUUAUCUAUUUCCAAACUUGUUCCCAAAAUCCCUGCAAAGGAUGGGCGGAUGCUUUCCUCGAGCUCUCUGUACACCAUCUGGUUACAGAAGUUGUUCUGGACCGGAGACCCUCACCUCAUUAAACACGUCCCAGAGUCCUCCCCAGAGUGGCUCCACGCCUAUGAAGUCUGCAUGAAGUACUUUGAUCGCCUCCCCCCGGGCGACCUCAUCACUGUGGUGGAUGCAAUUACGUUUUCUGCAAAAGCUGUGACCAAGCUGUCUGUGGAAGCACGUAAAGAGAUGACUAAGAAGGCUAUUCAGACAGUCAAACAUUUUACUGAGAAGCUGCGGAAAAGAAAUUUGGAAGAGGACAUUCAAGAAGCUAGUGACUCUAAAAUGACCUAUGCAGAUGCCCUGAAUCAUCUGGAGAAAUCACUUGCUCACCUGGAAACCCUCAACCACAGCUUCCUUGUUUCUCUGAAGAAUAGUGAGCAGGAAACACUGCGGAAGUACGGUGACCUCUAUGAUCUGUCCCGAUCAGAGAAAGGGAAACUUCAUGACCAAGCUGUGGCCAUGUGUCUGGACGGUCUGCCUCUAAGAAUGAUUCAGCAGCUGCUGCAGGUGGCCGUGGGCCCUCUCGACAUCUCGCCCAAGGAUGUGGUGCAGGAUGCAGUAAGGAAGAUCCUUUCUGCAUUGAGUGGGGGCAGUGCUGACCUCGGUGGGUCGGGGGACCCCCUCCAGGUCCUGGAAGGUGUUGUUGCAGCUGUCCAUGCCAGCGUGGACAAGGGAGAAGACCUGGUUUCCGCUGAGGACCUGCUGGAGUGGCUGCGGCCCUUCUGUGCUGAUGACACCCAACCCGUGAGACCCCGCAUUCAGGUGCUGCAGAUUUGGGGACAGUCCUUUAACCUGACGGAGGAGGAUGGCAAGCUCCUUGUGUUCUUUAGAACGGAAGCCAUUCUCAAAGCCACUUGGCCCCAGAGACAGGUAGACAUAGCUGACAUUGAGAACGAAGAGAACCGCCACGCUCUCUUCACGGAACUCUUGGAAUCCAGUCGCCAGGAGGUGGAAUUUCAGCACUUGGUUCUGCUCUUGCAAGCUUGGCCACCUAUGAGACAUGACUCUGUAACCAGCAUAACCAGCAAUCCGUGGGUGCGACUGGUGACUGUGAUGCUGAGCAGGUGUACAGUGGAGAACAAGGAAGAACUGGGGAAUGAGGUCUUGAAAAUCUGCCGCUCCUUAUAUAAUACCAAGCAGAUGCUCCCUGCAGAGGGCGUGAAGGAGCUGUGCUCACUGCUGCUCAACCAGUCCCUGCUGCUCCCGGCCCUGAAACUUCUCCUCGAGAGCCAGGAUGAGAGCCUUCACGCUGUGGCCCUGGAGCACAUCAUGGCUGUUGUCAAGGUGAAUGACUCAAACUGUGACCAAGAGCUUCUGUCCCUGCUCCUGGAUGCCAGGCUGCUGGUGAAGUGCAUCUCCACUCCCUUCUACCCACAUAUCAUUGAGCACCUCUUGGCCAGCCCGCGGCAAGGGCCCCGGGAUGCCGAGGGGCUGGCCAGACACCUGCGGGAGGCCGGCCAUGAAGCCGAAGCGGGGUCGCUCCUUCUGGCCGUGAGGGGGACGCACCGGGCCUUGCGAACCUUCAGCGCGGCGCUGAGCGCAGGGCAGCACUGGGUGUGAGCCCGGCCCGGCCCUGCGUGGCCACGGUUCCUCGGCCACCCGGUGGGAAGGAGCCCCGGAGCCAAAUGUUGUUCCACCGGCAUCAUGCAUACCUGUCGACUGUUCUCAGUGGUUGCAACAAACUGCGAAUAAAGCUGUACAUAAGUGACGAGCCUCA